Messenger RNA from Anoplopoma fimbria (sablefish), 1093 nucleotides. RefSeq names its product mitochondrial import receptor subunit TOM6 homolog. Gene Ontology annotation, cellular component: mitochondrial outer membrane translocase complex. The record is from RefSeq and is a predicted model, not a curated record. The transcript has 2 exons. The coding region runs from base 252 to 1058 and encodes 268 amino acids. NCBI's taxonomy places the organism in Eukaryota, Metazoa, Chordata, Actinopteri, Perciformes, Anoplopomatidae.
CUCUAAAACCAGGAUAAUGGUGUCUUGGACCAACAAAGAAGAAACCAGGGUCCUGAAUGAAUGUUUUGUUUGACUGGUUUUACUUUGAAAACAAAUCGUCCUGUUGACCCAAAUCGGCUUUAUUUUUCUGUAGAACAUUUUUUGUCAUGUCAUUGAAGGUGGCCUGAAGAGAAAUAAUUACAUUGAAUAAGUGUCUCCUUUCUUAUCGUUUUUGUCCCAUAUUUUGUUAAAUAACUAAAAUCAUAUGUCACAUGAUUUCUCCAGCUAUGUCCACCCAGGAGCUCUUUGUUGCUGCAGCUCGUAAAUGUUUGUCUGCUGGUAGAAAAUCUCUUUCUGUCCCUCAGAGUCUAGAUCUGGCUGUUCAGGUCUUGGCUGUUGAUCUGGGAUUGAAACCGGCUUUAUUGUACGAUAGCAACAGCGCCGGUGCAGAUCAGGUGCAGCAGUAUUUGAGCUCUUUGCAGUCUUCCCAGCUUGUGUCUAAAUCACUUGUCACACUGGAUUUAAAUGGAAACACUCUUAUUGUUAAUACACUUACAGCCAGAUCAAAUGUAGAACAGCUGUUUCAUGAUAACAAUGUGGCUGUGAUUGAUGUCUGCCACAAGCUGGAGAAGCCCUGCAUCGCUGACUCGCUCGGAGGAGAGACGAAGAGCAUGAUACAAGAUUUACUGCUUCUCCUGAGAGGGCUUGAACAACUGAAGGAGGCUGAGAAACCUCAUUAUGUUGGAGAGAAGUCAGAUGAGUGGAACCUGUGCACAGUGUUUGGUCUUUUGUUGGGUUUCCCUGUCACUUACUGGUUCAAUCAGACCAAGAGCUUUGAAAACUGUCUGUCUAUGACUCCCCUGACAGUAACUACAGCUUCGGCAACGUGGCAGACGGACUCCGCAGCUCACAGAUGUUGUUUGUACUCGUUCAGCUUCCCGGCCGAUCUGCUUAAAACCGUGCAGUCCAACCUGGAACACUGGAGGCUUCGUUUACAAGAAAGAUUUAAGCAGCAAAAUGUCCUCAAGGAUCUUACAUUUGGUCAAUCCACAGUUACUCUGCCCUCAGUUUGUUUGUGAUGCUGACAUGAAGUUUGUCUUUAAAAUAAACUGUC